This is a messenger RNA of Rubroshorea leprosula, 852 nucleotides long. The record is from the annotation of a GenBank genome assembly. NCBI's taxonomy places the organism in Eukaryota, Viridiplantae, Streptophyta, Magnoliopsida, Malvales, Dipterocarpaceae.
GCAAACAUCUUACUGAGUGAAAAGUUCCAAGCUAAAAUAGCUGAUUUUGGGCUGUCCAAGCCCAUUCACAUGGAGGGUAGAAGUCACGUGUCAACAGCUGUUGUUGGUACUCCUGGAUACAUUGAUCCUGAGUAUUAUCAAAGGGAAAGGUUAACUGAGAGAAGUGAUGUUUUUAGUUUUGGGGUUGUCCUUUUAGAGGUCAUUACAGGCCAGCCUGCUAUUUCAAAAACUAUUGAGAAGACUCACAUUAGUGAGUGGGUAAGAUUCAUGCUCUCAAAGGGUGAUAUCAAAAGCAUUGUUGAUCCAAGAUUGAAUGAAGAUUUUGAUGUUGAUUCUGCCCGGAGAGCUGUGGAAGCAGCAAUGGCCUGUGUGUCUCCACGUUCUGCAGAAAGGCCUACAAUGAAGAAUGUGGUGGCUGAACUGUGUGACUGCUUAGCAAUUGUGAAAGCAAGGAAGAAUGUAGGGCAUGAAAAUGAAUCAGAAAACCCAUUGGGCAUGGGGACCGUGGCCCUGAAUUCCAGCAUUGAAAUGGGUCCUUUGGUUAGGUGAUUAUGCAAACCUACUUGCAAAACAAUAAAUCUUGAGACUGGAUUGAGUGCUUAGCAAGAUUAAUUGUUGCUACAUAUUUUAUGUGUGUAUUGGGUUUUGAUGUCUUAUCGCUGUGGUUUGUGAGAUCCAGAUUAGUAAUCUCUGCAACAUGGUUUUAAUGUGUUUGAAGCUAGUCUUUUUCUAUCUCCUAUGCAUUUUAUUAUCAGAAAAUUAGCUGCACACGAAUUACUUUUAUUAUAUGUUUAGAUUUGAACCCUUUUUCUACAUAGAUUCCACUUCACGCAAGAAAUAUCAACUGCAAAU